This is a messenger RNA of Arvicanthis niloticus (Nile rat), 608 nucleotides long. The record is from RefSeq and is a predicted model, not a curated record. NCBI's taxonomy places the organism in Eukaryota, Metazoa, Chordata, Mammalia, Rodentia, Muridae.
GCUAGGGAGCCGGCCCCGGACAUGGAGGCCCUGCGCAGGGCCCACGCGGCCGUGCUGCGGCUGCUGCUGUGCGGGCCCUGGGCCUCGGGCACCGCCUCCCGCCCGAAGCCCCGCGCCUCGGAGGUGCUGACGCGGCACCUGCUGCAGCGGCGCUUGCCGCACUGGACCUCCUUCUGUGUGCCCUACAGCGCGGUCCACAACGACCAGUUCGGCCUGUCGCACUUCAAUUGGCCGGUGCCGGGCGCCAACUACCACGUCCUGCGCACCGGCUGCUUCCCCUUCAUCAAGUACCACUGCUCCAAGGCGCCCUGGCAGGACCUGGCCCCGCAGAACCGCUUCUUUACCGCGCUCAAGGUCAUCAACCUGGGUAUUCCAACUUUAUUAUAUGGACUUGGCUCCUGGUUAUUUGCCAGGGUCACAGAGACUGUUCAUACCAGUUACGGACCAAUAACAAUCUAUUUUCUAAAUAAAGAAGAUGAAGGUGCCAUGUAUUGAAAUUGUGCAUUGGAAAACACAAAUGUCAAUGAAUUUGUUCCCCUGUGUGUGUGUAUGUAGUAUUUAUUUUUGAUCCUUUAAAAUAAAACACUGGCAAAACCUUUGUGUUUCUA